Prosopis cineraria is the source of this 1055-nucleotide messenger RNA. RefSeq names its product expansin-A8-like. Gene Ontology annotation, cellular component: extracellular region. Lineage: Eukaryota; Viridiplantae; Streptophyta; Magnoliopsida; Fabales; Fabaceae. Gene Ontology annotation, biological process: plant-type cell wall organization. The transcript has 3 exons. The record is from RefSeq and is a predicted model, not a curated record. The coding region runs from base 40 to 792 and encodes 250 amino acids.
ACUCAAACCCCGUCUCCAAGUAGCAUCCCCUCACCCACAAUGGCUCUUUCACCCUUGUCUGCCAUCUCUGCUAUUUUCUUCAUUCUUCAUCUUCAGAGCACUUUGGGUGACAGCGGAGGUUGGCAAAGUGGCCACGCCACAUUUUAUGGCGGCGGAGAUGCGUCCGGCACAAUGGGGGGAGCUUGUGGGUAUGGCAAUUUAUACAGCCAAGGCUACGGGACAAACACGGCAGCAUUAAGCACUGCUCUGUUCAACAGUGGCCUCAGCUGUGGGUCUUGCUUCGAGAUGCGAUGCGACAACGACCCCAAAUGGUGCCUCCCCGGCGUCAUAACCGUCAGUGCCACCAACUUCUGUCCUCCUAACUAUGGUCUGUCCAAUGACAAUGGUGGGUGGUGCAACCCUCCUCUCCAGCACUUUGAUCUCGCCGAGCCGGCUUUCUUAAAGAUUGCUCAGUACAGAGCUGGCAUUGUUCCCAUUUCUUUCAGAAGAGUGUCGUGUGUGAAGAAAGGAGGGAUCAGAUUCACGAUCAAUGGGCAUUCGUAUUUCAAUCUGGUUUUGAUUUCAAAUGUGGGAGGAGCAGGCGAUGUACACGCGGUGUCGAUCAUGGGGUCAAAGACGGGGUGGCAAUCCAUGUCAAGAAACUGGGGGCAGAACUGGCAGAGCAACUCGUACCUGAAUGGACAGAGUCUCUCGUUCAAGGUCACUACUAGUAAUGGCAGAACCGUUACUAGCAACAACGUCGUACCUGCUAACUGGCAAUUUGGUCAGACCUUUGAGGGCGGACAAUUUUAGGAGCUCCUCAUCGUCUUAUUCUACAUGUAAAAUUGGGCAUUGUUUCUUUCUUAGAAUAGGAAAAUGCGAAGAUACCGAUGUGGCCUCUAAUGGCUGAUGCUGUGGUAGCUAUAGGCGCCCGCUAGGCCCAUUUGUAUUAUGUUAUAUGCAGCACUUUUUUCGUUUUGCUUUUGCAUUCAAUCUUACCAUGUCAUGGCUUAUUUGUUGCUUCAAGCGCAGGGACUGGAAUUUUUUCGUCCCUGAAAUAUCUUUGGGCCUCCUUA